AGUUUGAUAAUGAGUUGAUUUGAUAAUUCCUUGAUAAUGACUGCGAAACUGUAACGCGACGUCAGUUAUCAUUGCUCUUUGUUUGUAGGACUUCCAGCUUGCAGUCUGAUAUUUUCAGUGGCGCACUGUGGGCGCGAACGGUAUUCUUAUCAUAAGCGGAUUAAUUUAGUUCGUGUGAUUCAAUAAUGGCUGAAAAAGUAUUGAAGCACAAAGUGUGCAUAAUCGGUUCCGGAAACUGGGGUUCUGCAAUAGCAAAGAUAGUUGGUCGAAAUGCAGCGCGACUCCCCAACUUUGAAGAUAGAGUCACCAUGUGGGUGUUCGAGGAGAUGAUUGAGGGCAAGAAACUGACAGAAAUCAUCAAUGAAACCCAUGAAAACGUAAAAUAUCUACCUGGUCACAAAUUACCACCAAAUGUUGUGGCGAUCCCCGAUGUGGUGGACGCCGUGAAGGAGGCAGACUUGCUCAUCUUCGUGGUACCUCAUCAGUUCGUGAGGACUAUCUGCUCGACACUACUCGGCCAGAUCAAGCCGACGGCGGCAGCGCUGUCCUUAAUAAAGGGCUUCGAAAUCGCCGAGGGUGGCGGCAUUGACUUAAUAUCACAUAUCAUCACGAGAUGCCUGAAGAUCCCCUGCGCUGUUCUAAUGGGCGCCAAUAUUGCCUCAGAGGUGGCGGAUGAGAAGUUCUGCGAGACGACGAUCGGGUGCCGCGACGUGAUGCUGGCGCCGACUAUGCGUGACAUCAUCCAGACCGACUACUUCCGAGUCGUGGUAGUCGAUGACGAGGACGCCGUCGAGAUCUGCGGCGCGCUCAAGAACAUCGUGGCGGUAGGCGCUGGUUUCGUCGACGGUCUCGGGUUCGGCGACAACACGAAGGCGGCGGUGAUCAGACUCGGUCUCAUGGAGAUGAUCAAGUUCGUCGACGUGUUCUACCCCGGCAGCAAACUGAGCACCUUCUUCGAGUCCUGCGGGGUCGCUGACCUUAUCACGACGUGCUAUGGCGGUAGGAACAGGAGGGUGGCAGAAGCGUUCGUCAAGUCUGGCCGAUCCAUCAAGGAGUUGGAAGACGAGCUGCUGAACGGACAGAAGCUGCAGGGGCCCAUCACGGCCGAAGAGGUUAACCACAUGCUCGUCAACAGGAAUAUGGAGAACAAGUUCCCGCUGUUCACGGCGGUGUACCGGAUCUGCAAGGGCGACCUGAAGCCUUCCGACUUCAUCGACUGCAUCCGCAGCCACCCCGAGCACAUGAAAACGCCAGCGCCCAAAUGCUCUCUGUGACCUGAGUGAAGUCUUCAGUAUUCAACUUGCAUUUACUGUCUGCUGCACUUGCAUUGCCUCGAUCGCACUGCGGCUGUUUUCUAUCCAGAUGUACCUCUAGAGAUGUGCUAUCCAGUGAAUAUGUAAAGUAGCUCUAGCUAGAGUAGGUAGUCAUAUAGCUGAUGUGGCUGUGACGUUAAUUAGGAUAUUUGGAAAAUCAGGAUGUUGCUGUGUAAAAAUUGAUGUUUCACUGGACACUUAAAAGUCAAGGAACUGAAUAAUUGUCCGGGACGUUGCUUUAUAAAUCGGGAAGUCCUAUUACCUGUACGUAUGGCGGCUCUACUAAGCAUUACCAUACAAUCUGGAUAGAAAAUGAGCCGAAGUUUAUAGAUGCACGAAUGUCGUUGUUGUGUUACCUAUCAUAUAACCAGCGGCGUAACUAUAUGGUGGCAUAACGGGCAAAAUGCCAAGGCCGGAAUAUAUUUUAAAUACGCCCUUAGCCCUUAUCCAGAUAUAUGGCAUGAUUUCCGCGUAUACAUACACAGAGUACUUUAAUAUGAUAUAUAUAAGAACGCGAUAUAAAUAUGCGACAAUUGCGCUGUUCAUACAUGGGCUAAAUCAAUGAGCGAUAAAAACUGAACAUUUUUUAAAGAAUUACUAUGACAGCUUCGCAAGCCUGGAUAUACACAUAUAUUAUUACGCCACUGUAUAUAACUAUGUUAAGAUUUAUUUGUUCAUCUUUUUUUUAAGAAUGUUUUAAACGUUUGAAAAUCUUAAAUCUAGAUAAGGGUUCUGGUAUUCUAAAGAAUACACUUUAUUAUGGAACCGCUGUAUAAUAGAGGUAGGUACAUGAUCAAUUAAAGUAAGUGUUUUAUGAGAUUCAAAAUAUGGAUUUUUAGAAAGCUAGCUAUAGCAGAUCGUGGGACUUAUUUGAUAGUUUUUAUUAUAGCAAAAGUCAAAUUUUCCUAGUCUGCUAAAUAUACCCACUGAUUGUUUUUUUUUCUUUUAGUUAUAAUUUACGGUUAGGGAGUAGGGUAUAAUGGUAAGGGUAAUUUUUAAAUAAAGAACAUGAAAAGAUAAAGAACAUAAAUAUGUACUUAAUUCAUCAUGAUUUCAUGUAUUUUAACAAUUUUAUUCAUAAGGUUCUCUUCACGUGCCAUUUGACAUAAUAAUCUACAUGUUGAUCAUGUGUUGGUCAUUUAAUGAGUUUUUGUGCAAUUCAUUUCAGAAUCCAUUUUAAUAACACACGAAUAAAAACAGAAGCCUUUAAACUCAAUAAAAUCUGAAGUACAUUAUGCAAUUGGCAACAUUUUUAGACAGAAUAUAGUGCAUUUAAUUCU
This is a messenger RNA of Pectinophora gossypiella (pink bollworm), 2593 nucleotides long. RefSeq names its product glycerol-3-phosphate dehydrogenase [NAD(+)], cytoplasmic (gene Gpdh1). Gene Ontology annotation, molecular function: NAD binding; glycerol-3-phosphate dehydrogenase [NAD(P)+] activity; protein homodimerization activity. Lineage: Eukaryota; Metazoa; Arthropoda; Insecta; Lepidoptera; Gelechiidae. Gene Ontology annotation, cellular component: glycerol-3-phosphate dehydrogenase (FAD) complex; cytosol. Gene Ontology annotation, biological process: carbohydrate metabolic process; glycerol-3-phosphate catabolic process. The transcript is spliced from 9 exons. The record is from RefSeq and is a predicted model, not a curated record. The coding region runs from base 186 to 1274 and encodes 362 amino acids.